CGGACAAACGGUCAGUCCGCGGCUUGCGAUUGGUUCAUCGCGGUUGUCUGAUCAUGUGACUCCGCGGAGGGCGUGCCGCGUCAUCAGUCCGCAGCCAUGAACCGGGAGAGCAGCUUCAGGGCCCCUCCUAAAAGGCGCGCCCGUGGCUCCAACCCCAACAUGUCCGCCCCUCACCAGCUGUUUGACGACACCAGUACUGGAUCUGUACCCCAUGGCGCCGAGUAUCCCAGCCACGGCUCCCCGGCUUUGGGAAUCCCGGCUCAGGCGUUCUUAUCAGAGCCCAUGUCAAACUUUGCCAUGGCGUACGGCAGCAGCCUGGCCUCCCAGGGCAAGGAGAUGGUUGACAAAAAUAUCGAUAGGAUUAUCCCCGUGAGCAAACUCAAGUAUUAUUUUGCCGUCGACACCGUGUACGUGGGGAAGAAAAUCGGCCUCCUCAUGUUUCCCUACAUGCAUCAGGACUGGGAGGUGAGAUACCAACAGGACACUCCCGUGGCUCCGAGAUUUGAUGUAAACGCUCCCGACCUGUACAUUCCAGUCAUGGCGUUUAUUACCUAUCUACUAGUUGCUGGAUUGGCCCUAGGAACACAGAACAGCUUCACGCCGGAGAUCCUGGGCAUGCAGGCCAGUUCUGCGCUCGCCUGGCUUAUUGUUGAAGUAUUUGCCGUCCUCCUCAGCCUGUACCUGGUGACUGUGAACACCGACCUCACCACCGUGGACCUCAUAGCGUUCGCUGGAUACAAAUACGUGGGGAUGAUUUGGGGAGUGCUCGCUGGUCUCCUCUUCGGAAAGACGUUGUAUUAUGUGGUGCUCAGCUGGUGCUGCGUUUCUAUUGUGGUUUUCAUGAUCCGGACCCUUAGGUUGAAGAUCCUAUCAGAAGCUGCUGCGGAAGGUGUCUUGGUCCGUGGGGCCCGGAAUCAGCUGCGCAUGUACCUGACCAUGGCUAUAGCUGCUGUGCAGCCAAUCUUCAUGUACUGGCUGACGUACCACCUGGUGAGAUGAUUGCCCACCGGAGUCAUUCGAAGGGACGCUCUUGAUUUUUACCCCAAGUCCGCGUGACGGGGGACGUCCUCGUUCACCCUGCCCCCCGCCCUGAUAUUAUUCCCGUCUCUGUAUUUGUAAUGUGCCGUUCGGACGCAUUUCCGUGAUCCCCCAACAGACAAGGAGCCGGCGCCAAUCUGCCCCCAAAAAAACGUGAAGUGACCACGAGAAACUGCCCCAGCUUGCUGUCUGACCGGAGUCUUUGGCGCCGCAUUAUAUUUUUUAUUUUCGCAUUGAAAUGUUCUGUCUGUACAUUAAAUUAAAACCCUUUUCCCAGA
Messenger RNA from Spea bombifrons (plains spadefoot toad), 1316 nucleotides. It is a transcript of the gene YIF1B, whose product is annotated as Yip1 interacting factor homolog B, membrane trafficking protein. NCBI's taxonomy places the organism in Eukaryota, Metazoa, Chordata, Amphibia, Anura, Pelobatidae. Gene Ontology annotation, cellular component: endoplasmic reticulum-Golgi intermediate compartment; endoplasmic reticulum membrane; Golgi membrane. The record is from RefSeq and is a predicted model, not a curated record. Gene Ontology annotation, biological process: endoplasmic reticulum to Golgi vesicle-mediated transport. Bases 97 to 999 code for a protein of 300 amino acids. The transcript is spliced from 8 exons.